This is a messenger RNA of Odontomachus brunneus, 2352 nucleotides long. Its product is annotated as putative fatty acyl-CoA reductase CG5065. Lineage: Eukaryota; Metazoa; Arthropoda; Insecta; Hymenoptera; Formicidae. Gene Ontology annotation, molecular function: alcohol-forming very long-chain fatty acyl-CoA reductase (NADP+) activity. The transcript is spliced from 9 exons. Gene Ontology annotation, cellular component: peroxisome. The coding region runs from base 188 to 1666 and encodes 492 amino acids. Gene Ontology annotation, biological process: long-chain fatty-acyl-CoA metabolic process. The record is from RefSeq and is a predicted model, not a curated record.
GAACCUUACACAUGUGAUCCGAUCAAGCACCACAGAUCCUCAAACGCAGAAGAGGACGUUUAAGCAACAUAUAUCUGUAACGUCACUAUCGUGUUGUUCUAUUGCUUGUCCGCAAGAAAAACUUCUUGCUGAUCUAUAACUGUAUAGCACAGACCCGCUACAAAUUUGCGUGAUAUUUCGUACGAUCAUGAACGGUACAAGGAGCCCGAUUCAAUCCUUCUAUAAAAACAAGACCAUUUUUGUUACUGGCGCUACCGGUUUUAUGGGAAAAGUCCUUUUAGAGAAACUACUGUACAGUUGUUCCGAUCUCGACAAAAUCUACUUCCUCGUACGACCUAAGAAGGGACGCAGUAUCGAACUCAGGCUCGACGACAUGUUCAAGUUACCUAUAUUUCACAGAAUACAUCAAGAGAAAGGUCAUGUCUUGAAGAAAUUGCAGCCGCUCGUCGGUGACAUAAAUAUGCAUAAUCUUGGCCUUACCGAUGAACAGCGGGAGACACUGAUGGAAGAAGUGCAUAUAGUAUUUCACUUCGCCGCAUGUCUUCGAAUGGAAGCGAAAUUGAAAGAUGCCGUCGAGUUAAACAUGAUUGGCACGAAGAGGGUACUGGAUCUGGCAAAGCAGAUGAAACACCUGCAGGUGUUCCUGCAUCUGAGCACGGCCUUCUGUCACGUAGACCAGGAGGAACUCUGGGAGACGGUCUACGACGCUUCGCAUGACCCUGACGACAUCAUGAGACUCGUUCAGUGGAUGGACGAAAGCGCCGUCGAUUUGAUUACGCCUAAAUUAUUGGGACCGCAACCGAAUACUUACACCUACACGAAGCGUUUAGCUGAAAUACUGGUGGCUAGGGAAUAUCCUAACCUACCUUGCGUCAUUGCCAGGCCGUCAAUAGUAACUCCUGCCGUUAAGGAGCCAGUACCAGGAUGGGUCGACAAUUUGAAUGGUCCUGUUGGGAUACUCGUUGCUGGGGGCAAAGGUAUCCUCAGAACGAUGCUUUGUAACACACAACAUUACGCUGAAAUAAUACCAGUCGACUUUGCAAUUAACGCCGUCAUUGGAAUCAGUCACAAAGUGGCUACCCAAGAGAAGUCAAAACGUAUGCCAGUGUACAACAUAACGCAGAGUGGCACCAUACGGGCCACGUGGGGCAAAAUUUUGGAAAUAACAAAAAAUUUUGUUUACCAGUAUCCUUUCGAGAGACAAGCUUGGUACCCAGAUGGCGCCCCGCAUACUAACAAAUUUGUACACAAUUUUUUGCUCUUUUUCUUCCACAUUAUUCCCGCGUAUUUCAUCGAUUUUCUGAUGCUGAUAUUUCGGCGAGAAAGAUUUAUGGUCAGGAUCCUAAAGCGUAUUUUAAACGGUUUAAAUGUACUGCAAUAUUUUGCCUUAAGGAAUUGGAUGUUUGACAAUACUAAACUAUUGACUAUGCGUAAUGAAAUGUCGCCAGAAGAUCGCAAGACGUUUCAAAUUGAAUUAGAACAUUUAGACCUAAUGGAAUAUUUAAAGACUGUUGUCCUCGGUACUCGUCAGUAUUGCAUGAAAGAGAGUUUGUCUAGUUUGCCAAAAGCUCGUCGGCGUCAGACAAUAAUGUACACUGUCCACCUACUCACGAAAUAUUUCUCCUACUUUGGUAUAUUAUACAUAAUAUUAGAAAAAAGUAAAUAGAAGUUAUAGAAAGCUCCUUUUGUCUAACUAAGAGAAAUAUUUGGAAGGCCUAUAAGGAGCCAAGCACGGAUGUCUUAGUGCCAUUAGAUAUUAAUACUGUUUUAAUAAUAUUAAUACGAUAGUGGGAGGAUAGGCCUUUCAAAUAUUUCUGUUAGUUAAAAAAAAAUAACUUGGAGAAAAUGAUGUACGGUCUCAGUUUCACUAUCCAACAAAUGAAGUUAUUGCCGAUCGUAGGUGAUGUUGUGAAGAGCGUUUAAUUUUAAUAUUCGCUAGCUUGUUUGUCUUCCGCCAGUACAGAAUUCGACAAAACAGCCUUAACAAGUGUAAAGUGACAUUUUUUUUAGAAUUUUUGGUAUAUGAAUACAUGGUAUACUUCUUACGAGAAGUUUACAAGAACAAGCGCUCGUAUUAUGUUUAUUACGUUUUAAGAUACUAAUAUUAAAAUUAAGAAAUACUAAUGUUUGGACACUAGAAACACUAGUACCUAAUUUUUAUGUUUCUUGAUCUGUAAAAAUAACGGAUAAUAAACUGUACACGACGGAUCGAUACGCAUGUAGAAAUCUACUUACGAAAUUACAACGUAAUUAGUAAAUCGUCUACAGCUUAAAAAGUAUUGUAACAUUGUUGUAAUGGGAUUUUUAAAUGUAACUAAUUUCAGAUUAUAUUAUUAAUGUAUAUAUUAUUAA